Molecule: messenger RNA, 2046 nt
Organism: Serpula lacrymans var. lacrymans S7.9
Lineage: Eukaryota; Fungi; Basidiomycota; Agaricomycetes; Boletales; Serpulaceae
Exons: 22
Coding region: 1-2046 (681 amino acids)
Biological process (GO): transmembrane transport
Molecular function (GO): transmembrane transporter activity
Source: RefSeq, a predicted model, not a curated record
AUGGCAACUGCUAUUUGCGCAUAUCAGUUGUUAUAUGGAAGAAUAUCUGAUUUGAUUGGCCAAAAGAACCUUUUAUACUCGAGCAUGGUUAUAUUUGCAACAGGAUCUUUACUCUGUGGCGUGACAAAGUCAAUAUUGUGGCUUAUAAUUGCACGGGGUGUGGCUGGCUUGGGUGGGGAGGAAUUAGCCAAGUGGUUGCAAGCUCUUAGUGUCACCUGGAGUUGUUCCGCUAUUGCAGGGCCUUUGUUAGGGGGGUUUUUCAGCAGUAGCUCAUCAACAAUUAGUUGGAGAUGGGCUUCUCAUCAAUGGUACAACACCUCUUCAAGCUGGUGUACAAAUGAUAUCAUAUUCUCUGGGCUCAUCUUUGGCUUCACGUUUCUCAGGCUGAAUCAGAUUGGGAAUGCUCUUUCGCGCGCCCUAUCAAAUUUUUACUCAAGCUCUGAAACCUUCAGAACUCGCAACAGGAACAAGCCAUCUGGACGCUUUCCAUAUCCCCGCUUGAUUUGCCAACUGGGAUUGAAACAUCUGUCAGACUUCUUCCGCAGCCCAGUCACACCCAAUUUUACAAAAUACCUUACAGUUUCAUUCUUGUUGUUCAUAUCUCCACAACUGCCUUUGCUGGAUAAAGAAAAUACUCAAGCGCCAACAUUUGGCCAAGUCUGGCGGCUCCAGUUGAAUGUGCCAGGCUUUUGUGCUAGGGUUAGGGUUGUUGUGCACUGCUGCGUGCAGCAGGCAGGCAUACUCAUUUCCAAACUCUCCAAUCCAAACUCUGAGGAUGAGCAAGAGCUGCUAGAAAGACUUGUAUCUGUAAUAAAGUCUUUUGAGGGAGUUAGUGACUGUGCCUCCGGCACUCCUCUGCAAAGGGUGUUUGGGACUCCAGGGUUACUAAGGGAGGAAGAAGAAGAAGAGGAAGAAGAAGAUCUGGGCAUUGGAAAAAGCCCUAGCUGCGCAAAAGGUGGUGCAAAAGAAGAGUUGGUCACGGCGGAGCAGUCACAGGCUGGUAGGGCUUUUAGAAGAAAAGGUGCUGGAGAUAACUUCCUUAUGAUGAUGAGCUAUAUACAACUUUUUAUGAAAUGCAAAAGGUUCCAAGAGUGGAGAGCUUUUGGGAGUAAAUAUGGAGCACUUGCUGCUUGUGGAUCUGUUUAUGUGCUGGCUCUUUUAGCUACUCUGGAUUGGAAAAUGGAGAGAGUCUCUUACAAGACAACGUUCUAUGAUCCUUCUAUUCUUGCCAACACCAGUUAUCCCAUUCCUUGUAACUAUCAAGAAAACAUACAAUGGACUCAGCAUCAAAGGCGUAUCAUAAAAGAUAAAAACAUCACUGUGCAUAGUACAGAAGAAUUAGAACAACUUAUCCAGUCAUUCUAUCCAAACGGUCAGAAAGUGCCUAAUUCCUUUAUUACUAAUCCAGAGGGCACAAUUGCCAGUUCUUCUAAAGAGGCAGCACCUUUGCAAAGCCUGCAUUUUUCAAGUUAUAAUUGCUAUACUACUAAGGGAAAAGAUGCUCCAACCAAUGUUCACCCAAGAUAUCUGGUACAAGAAGAUGGUAGAAGGGUAAACUAUUCUCAGAUGCUCCCAUACCCAUCAGGAGAUAUACAGAAAUUCCCUAGUCUUUAUAACAAUCUUCAAAAGGUGUUUUCAGGAGCUUUGUCAUGGAUAGAAGUAUUAGUUAAGAAAUCCCUUCCUGAUGAAUAUGCGACCUUGGCAAAAGUUAUAGAUAUUUUGCCAGGACAGCCAAGAUCAUCUGUUUCUCCUUGGUUAUCCUGGGUGGUUAAUAUUAAUCUUUGCACAGAAGCUCAUCGUGACAUUGGUGAUAGCAAUAUUUGCUUGAUCCUUCCUAUUGGUUCCUUUCAAGGAGCUGAGCUUGUGUUAUUGGAGCAAGGCCUAGUUGUAGGAAGUCAGGAGACAUUAUCUGAUGUAUUAAAUUUAAAAUGCUUAAUAUUUGAAAUAACAUUUUUCUAUUUCGUACUCCUAGCAUCUGAUACAAGGUUUCCACAUGGUGCUGUGUACUUGGAGAUACAGCAUGUGCUCCCAAUGUUGCUCCAAUAG